UUGUUUGAUGUUCUGCUAGUUCUUUUGACUCUUUUGACUGCCGUCCUUUUGCGGAGUCCGCCAUGAAGGUGUAGUUCUUUCGUUGCCUUCGUCGUUGGAAAUAAUUCUGGAUUCUUUAGCUGGUGACCACUUUCUAAACAAACAUGCCGAAGAAUAAAGGAAAGGGAGGUAAAAAUCGAAGAAGAGGAAAGAACGAAAAUGAAACUGAAAAGAGAGAGCUGGUUUUCAAGGAGGAUGGUCAAGAAUACGCUCAAGUAACCAAGAUGUUGGGUAAUGGAAGGUUAGAAGCGAUGUGUUUCGACGGUGUCAAAAGAUUGUGUCACAUCCGAGGAAAGCUACGCAAAAAAGUCUGGAUUAAUCAAGGUGACAUCAUUCUUAUUGGCUUGCGUGACUAUCAAGAUGCAAAAGCAGACGUCAUUCUGAAAUAUACCGCUGAUGAGGCACGUAAUUUGAAAACGUAUGGAGAAUUUCCAGAAACUGUGCGUAUCAACGAUACGGUCACCUUUGUGGAAGAUGGCUUCGAUGAAGAUAUUGAAUUUGGUGAUGAGAUCAGUGACGACGACGAGGAUGACGUCGAUAAUAUCUGAUGACCCGUCGCAUGAACAAUGGUAGGGAUUGUGAACAGCAAGGAAGUAGGAAUAUCCAUUGAUUUUAGGAUCAGUGAGGCAACGAUCGAAUUACAGUCAGGAAGUCAUUUUUGCUUCUCACAGGGACUCUAUUAAUUGUAUCAUAAAUAAAUCACCAUUUUUUUUGGUACGUUCUGUUAACAUCUAAAACGGUACACUUAUGUUCAGUUAACGAAGUGGAGAUUCGAAUCCUAUCGAAGAAGCGGUCCAUUAAAUUUUCUUACCAAACAUUGAACUUUGCAUGACUCACCUCAGUGUUAGUCGAUAACGGUUGUACCGAUCUUUGGCUACAUGAUAUUAAACCUUUGUUUAGAUAAAUAUUUGCGUGUACAUGUAGUGUAACAUAAAUAGUUUCGAUGCAAGUGUUUUAUUCGACGAGAAAAACGAUCGGUUUGUUGUCAACAGACGAUUGUCCUAGCUAGCUAAUGAAAAAUAAUUUAGGUGGUAUCGAAUAAGGAACUUUUUUAGGCAUGAAGUCAUUCGCCGAAGCCAUCUAUUGAUAUCACUAGUGCUGCUCUGUUGUCGGGUAUACUAUAAUUGACUAAUGCCACACAUCGGUUACAUUUAAAUAUUUUAAUCCUUACCGCUUUUGGUUCCAUUAUAAUUGGCUAUUACUUUGGUGCAAUUGUUUUAGAAGUUCCGGUGUGUGUCCUAUUACACGUUCUAACCAGCGAGUUGUAUUCGCUUUUAUUUCGAUGCGUUAAAUUUCGGCACUCGUUUCAUUUGUAAUCGAUAACGUCGCUAAUUGGUUUCCGAUAAACACGAUUCGUUCACCAAAAAUGUUCAGUGAUGUCUUUUCUGGUAUUUCGUAGUACGUAUCGACCCCCCCUCCCCCCGUAGCGAUUAGGUUGGAAUUUGAGCUCUAUCGGGUGUAUUUAAAGUGAUCCAAUAAAAACAGCCAGAGAUUGCGAUCACGCGAUCCUGGCCCCUUCA
Orussus abietinus is the source of this 1559-nucleotide messenger RNA. It is a transcript of the gene eIF1A, whose product is annotated as eukaryotic translation initiation factor 1A, X-chromosomal. Gene Ontology annotation, cellular component: cytoplasm. The coding region runs from base 144 to 587 and encodes 147 amino acids. Gene Ontology annotation, molecular function: translation initiation factor activity; RNA binding. The transcript is spliced from 5 exons. NCBI's taxonomy places the organism in Eukaryota, Metazoa, Arthropoda, Insecta, Hymenoptera, Orussidae. Gene Ontology annotation, biological process: translational initiation. The record is from RefSeq and is a predicted model, not a curated record.